GUUGUCUCGAGGGUCCUCCGUAUCAAUGUCCACAAAUGACAUUUGCGGAAUAACACGAUUUGAGAGACUUUGAACUGUAACCAAAGUUGAAGACUGGAAGUAAAGAUCCAAAAGAUGCUCAAGAGCGAGCCAUCUUUCUCUAGUUACUACGAAUCUGGAAAUGAAGAGGUGGUUAUUAAUAAGAUAGACGAUGAACGACCACCAAGUCCUCCUAUGCAUUUAUCUGAAGGGCUUGGGGUUGAUAAGUUCGAUUUGUAUGGUAAAGAGAUCAAAUUCGAUUUACCGAGUUUGGAUGAUGAGAGUUGUGGUGAUUACUACAAGAGAAUUCUUGAUGAGUAUCCAUCACAUCCUUUACUUCUCAAAAACUAUGCCAGUUUCUUGGAGUACAGAGGAGAUCUUAAUGGAGCAGAAGAGUAUUAUUAUAAAUGUACUGUAGUUGAGCCUAGUGAUGGAGUAGCUUUAGCAAACUAUGGUAGAUUAGUGAUGCAGCUUCAUAAAGAUGAAGCUAAAGCCUCAAGCUACUUUGAACGUGCAGUUCAAGCAUCUCCUGAGGAUAGCAAUGUUCUUGGAGCAUAUGCUAGUUUCCUCUGGGGGAUAGAUGCUGAGGAUGACGACUCUGAUGACUCUUUUGAAGGCUCAACAAGGCAAGGAAAAGAAGACUCUGAGCCUGAGGGAGCGGGAAAACAAGGUACAAGGUUGUCUGAAACAGAGGAUGUAGAAACGCUAUGCAGAUAUGCGAAAGCGUUUUGGAGUAUUAAAGGUGACCAGGAGAAGGCUUUAUUCUAUUUCGAGAAGGCCGUUGAAGCCUCUCCAAAUGACAGCAUUAUACUUGGAGAGUACGCUCGGUUCCUAUGGGAAAUAGAAGAUGAUGAUUAUUAAGAAGAAGGGUCUCAGGUGUGGUUUGAACUCAUUCAAGUGCAGCUAUCCAAUCCAGUCUUGGAUUUGAGUUGAUUACAUGGUCUUAUAAGCACAAAAUAGUAUGCAGUGAGAGGUUUUGAUGUUAUAUUAUUAUGCCUAUUUGUUUUUUAUGGGUGUUGUACUAUGAUCGUCAUUUUGAGUAUCGUUUGUAAGUCUUUGAUUUUGUUUUUCUUGAUCAAUCUCAUAAUUAACCGCA
This is a messenger RNA of Eruca vesicaria subsp. sativa (arugula), 1114 nucleotides long. Lineage: Eukaryota; Viridiplantae; Streptophyta; Magnoliopsida; Brassicales; Brassicaceae. The record is from the annotation of a GenBank genome assembly.